Chiloscyllium plagiosum (whitespotted bambooshark) is the source of this 3289-nucleotide messenger RNA. Its product is annotated as epidermal growth factor receptor kinase substrate 8-like protein 1. Gene Ontology annotation, molecular function: actin binding. NCBI's taxonomy places the organism in Eukaryota, Metazoa, Chordata, Chondrichthyes, Orectolobiformes, Hemiscylliidae. Gene Ontology annotation, biological process: regulation of Rho protein signal transduction; positive regulation of ruffle assembly; Rho protein signal transduction. Gene Ontology annotation, cellular component: ruffle membrane; plasma membrane; vesicle. The record is from RefSeq and is a predicted model, not a curated record.
UGGAGUUUGUGGAAAGUGAAAUAAAACUCUGACCGGCAAAGCAGGCAUCCGUCCGCCAAGUUAUGUCAACUCCAGGUUAACAAACUCUCUGGCUGCAAACACCCCCCCCAGCUCCUAACUCGGGAGAGGAAACACAGGAGUGGAACUUUCACCGACGAGGGACGCGAUUCCAACAGGAAUAUCCGGAGAGAUGGCAUUUUUUUUUCCCCCCUCGCCCAUGGCUAGCACCCUGAGCUCCGAGUUCAGAUUCUAACGUAGGGCGUGUGUCAGACGUGAAUCGACAAAACAAUAAAGUGACUAUUUCACAGGGUGACGGGGCAGGAUUUUAGCAAGGUGGUGUGCAGACCUGUGUCUCAUCACGAGACGUGACAGUGCAAAGCUGUGCUGAGUCUGUUUAUGGAUAAACAAAAGGAAGAGCAAGAGCUACCACUUUACAAGAAGGACAAACAGUCCUUCACAGACUCACUCCCCAGCCUGUUGGUUAAUAUCAAACCCGCCGACAAAGUUUACAGCGUUUGCUGAGCCUUUGGACUGACAGGGAUAGAGUUCCCAGGGAAGGCAGCGUAGAAACCUGAAGCUGUUGGAUUUUUCAGGAGGGGAAGAAAGAGAGAGAGAGGGGGGUGACUCGCAAAAUGGAGAUGGGCGUGGAUUUCUGUCUUGACUUGUGAGGUCAGUGCUGUGUCCACACCCUCUUUCAUGAACACACACAAAAAAAGGUGUACACAGCACACAGUCAGAAAUAGACAGAGCUACCUGCAGGGUGAGACACACCUGGGACUCGUUCGGUCAAAGUUGCUGCUGCAUUUUGUGGAUUUUAUUGACGUGCUGAAGGAUUGGAUCAUUUCUUGAUUUUGCCACAUCAACAGAUCAGCGAUGAGCUACGGGUCCAAAGACCUAAAGGGAAUGCUCCAAUAUGGGGAGAAGUCUUCAAAGCCCAGUGGCAGGUCCCUAUAUGAGCAAAGGAAGAAAUAUUCGAAUUCCAACUUCAUCAUGGAUGACCGGUCGCAGUACUACGUGAACCACUUGACCACCUUCCCAUUGGGUCCUGGGGAAGAGACACAAACCGUGGAGGAGUCCGUCAAGAAACUGAAGGCCCUGGACAGCAAAGGAAGGAUCUGGACCCAGGAAAUGCUGCUACAGGUCAACAGCUCGGCCAUCAGCCUGGUGGACAUUGAAUCCAAGGAUGAACUGGAGACUUACCCACUGGAUGCGGUCGAACACUGUGACUCGCUGCUGGACAAGUGGAGGUUUGACUCAAUCCUCAUCCUCGUGUGCCAGGAAGCUCACCAGGCGAAUCCCGAAAUCCACUUCUUCCAGUGCUCCGAGGUUGGGGCUGACCUGAUUAAGAGUGAUAUCAACAGCGCGAUCACAGACCUGCGGAGUGGCGGCAGGAGAGAGAGACCAAAUGCUCUCAGAUUCAACCAGGAGAAAAUGAAUGAGCAAAGCACAUCGCCACCUUCCCCACCCAUAAGCAGGGCUCCCCAAGCACCAGCAUACUACAACCCCAUGAACACAGGGCACAGGGCAGUGCCAUCAUCUCCAACAAAUGCAGCCACACCGCCAACGGCCAGUGCAGAACUCAAUGGGACGGGUGGAGUUCCACAAGACAUAUCUGAACAGAGGACAGCUCGUGAUGUGACGAUUCUCAAUCACACGUUCGAUGAUAUCGAAGCCUUCAUGGUGAGGCUACAGAAGACAGCUGAAGCUUUCAAGAUCCUGGACCAGAGGAAGAAGAGCAGAAUGGGAAAGAAGCGAACUUCCAAAGAGAGUGGGGAGGGUCUCCUGACGCUGAGAGCACGGCCCCCGACCCAGGAGGAAUUUGUCGAUGUCUUUCAGAAGUACAAAUACUCCUUUAGCCUGCUGGCUCGGGUGAAGAACCACAUUGUCAAUCCCAGUGCGACUGAACUAAUCCACUUCCUGUUCUCGCCCCUCGACAUGAUGGUGCAAACAGUGGGUCAGCAUGUCGCCAGAUCGGUCACCACGCCAUUCCUCACCAAUGAUGCCGUCCACCUCUUGAAAAACACGCUCAAUGAGACAGAGAUGGCACAGUGGCAGUCGAUGGGAGACUACUGGACAAAACCCAGAUUGGAAUGGCCCACCGAGCACUGGGGAGCACCGUACCAUAUCCAAUUCCGAUCAGGAUGGCAGCCGGAUAAUCUGGAUCCCAACGGAGCUCCGUGGGAAGAUCCCGUGGAACUGCAACACAAACACGAGUUGCUGCGGAUGCAGCAAUCAGGCUCACAAACUGCCCCUGUGAAACAGAGCAAUGGGACUCACAACGUGGAGAACAAACCGAUGAAAUGCAGCUACGACUUUGUGGCCCGGAACAGUAACGAGCUCUCUGUGUUGUCUGGAGAAAUGGUCGAAGUGCUGGACAAUUCCAAGCGGUGGUGGAAGGUGCAGAAUCAGAGCGGGCAGGUUGGUUAUGUCCCCUUCAAUAUCCUGGAGCCUGUUCCUGCCCAGGAUGUCGUUGACAGUUCAUCUGUAUAUGCAGAAGUGCACAAGGGGAGACAAACUCCGAAAGGCACCCCACCCCCCACCCUCCCGAAAAGGGUGAGCCAACCCCACCCCGAACAGGUUGGCUGGGACUCGAACCCUGAGAAUCUCGGCGUGACUCAAAAAGAGAGAGAGCGUCAUGCCCAGAUUAACGUCAUGAAUGAAGAACUCUUAUUGAGGAUUGCCAAUGGCAGAACAGCACAGCAAAAGUCCUUCCAGGUGCAGAAGACCCUUGACACCUCUGUCCCUCUGGACUACAAUUCGUCCCCAAGUGAAGUCAAGACUUGGCUGGAGGCCAAAGGCUUCUCUCAAAUGACGGUGAAUUCUCUCGGGAUCCUCACUGGUGCCCAGCUCUUCUCCCUGCAAAAAGAUGAACUGCGGUCGGUGAGCCCAGAGGAGGGCACCCGUGUCUACAGCCAGAUAAUGGUCCAGAAAUCACUGCUUGAGGAUAAUCGGUCUGUAACAGAGUUGGAGGCCAUAAUGGAAAAGCAGAAGAAGAAGGUGGAUUCUGAAAUAAAGAUGUCGACCUUGUGAGGACAGGAGAAGCCCAUCUAAUUCCAAAUACAUAGACUUCAAUUUUUGUUUCGGGCAAGUCCUCGGACACCUCAGCUGCCAUGUUUGAUGUGACAAUGAGCGACAUUAGUAUUGUACCCUUCACAACGCCAAAGUUACCGAAGGGAAAUGUACAUAGAAUGUAGAUUUGUCUUUCACUUCCAUGCAUAUUGUAUUUUGAUAAGAAUCAACCGUUUUAAGGGAUGAAGUUAUAUUGAUCUAAAAUUACACAUUCAUUACA